Molecule: messenger RNA, 2308 nt
Organism: Nerophis lumbriciformis (worm pipefish)
Lineage: Eukaryota; Metazoa; Chordata; Actinopteri; Syngnathiformes; Syngnathidae
Gene: peds1a
Product: plasmanylethanolamine desaturase 1
Molecular function (GO): oxidoreductase activity
Source: RefSeq, a predicted model, not a curated record
CGCCUACGUCAUAAAAACGUCAACAUUAGAGAACCCAUAUGUGUGGCCAGGUGUGCCGCGUUUCACGCGUUUCGGCAAGAAGGCAAAAUGCAGACGGUCCCUAACACCGUUAAACAGGAAGUAAAAACACGAUGUAAUUGGGUGAAUUUGAAAGCAUUUUAAUAGUAAAUAACGCGUGGCAGGCACACGCGUGACUGACAGAGCUCCACGCCGUGGCUCCGUCACUCUAUUUCCGGGUGGAGUGAGCGCUCACCGCCGCCGGCUGCUGGCUGUCGUCCUCCCGCCACACGCUCGUCCAGCACAGGCCAAACAAAGAGCAAACAGCAAACAUAUUGACCCACACAAGAUGGAGAGUGCUCGCUGAAAGACGACGCCAGGCCACGUUGGUCGCUACUAUGGCGGCGUCGCUGCUCUCCGAGACCGACAUCAGGCACCGGUCCAUGGCGGAGGAGGACCCGAACGGCAACGAGCACGGGGCGGCUGCACGCAGCGCCGCACCCCGCUGGGGACCGCAGCACGCCGGAGCCCGGCAGCUGGCUCGGCUCUACUCUCCCGGUAAGCGUCUCCAGGAGUGGGUGUGUGUGAUUCUGUGCCUGGUUCUCUUCAUCAUCAACUUCACCUUCCUCCUCCUGCACUUCUCCACCGUGCACAUCUGCCAGAUCGUCCUGGGCAUCGUGCUCGGAAUAUUGACAGCAGACUUUGCAUCUGGGAUGGUACACUGGGGGGCCGAUACCUGGGGAUCUGUAGACAUCCCUGUUAUUGGCAAGGCGUUUAUUCGUCCAUUCAGAGAGCAUCACAUUGACCCAACUGCCAUCACCCGCCACGACUUCGUUGAAACCAAUGGAGACAACUGUAUGAUCCCCAUUUUGCCACUGGCACAUAUGGCCUACAAGUUCCUCACUUACACACCAGAGGCCUUGGCGGCGUCCUACCCCUGGGACUGCUACGUCCUCGCCCUGGCGGUGUUCGUCACGUUGACCAACCAGAUUCACAAGUGGAGCCACUCUUACUUCGGGCUCCCGCGCUGGGUCACGCUGCUGCAGGAUUGGCAUGUGGUGUUGCCGCGGAAACACCACCGCAUCCACCAUGUCUCGCCACACGAGACGUACUACUGCAUCACCACGGGCUGGUGUAACUAUCCACUGGACCAGCUGGGUUUCUGGAGACACAUGGAGCGUCUGAUUGAGAGACUGACGGGUCAAAAGCCUCGCUCUGACGACUUGGCCUGGGCUAAGAAGACCGACUGACAGAUGGGCUUGCAUAUGGAAACAUAGCAGAUAAGAAGAAGAUAGAUGUAUGGGGAGGAAAGCACACACACUGUACAUUAUACAUUUUCAGUGCAUUCUUCAUUACUGUAUUUCUGUGUGUGCAGAAUUGUAUCUAAAAAGGUUUGUGGAAAAAAUGCCUCGUAGUUCCACUGAUAGCAGUCAAUCAUCUUGUUAUUGAAUGCUCAUUUUAACCAAUCAGGUGUAGUAUUGUUUUAACGUCUCGUAGGAAGCUUUUGGAGGUUGGGCUCUCCAGGAGUGAGACCAUGCUGCCUCUCACACAAACACACACACACACACACAAUUCAACCCCUCGAGCCCCACAGUGUCCAUUCACAGGUACGUUACUUUAACAACCUCCAAAGUUAAAAUCCUGCUCUCUACACCUUUUAUUCUGUCAUUCCAAUGUUGUAUAGCCUUUCAUAUAGCAUAAACAAGACAAGAAAGUAUCUUAAAACUGACAAACUUCUGUUUUAAAACUGAAUAUUUUAUUGGAAUAUGAACAGGCUCAUCAAAAGUCCUAAAUUAAGGUUUAAAAAGCUGCAUUUUUAAUAGUAAUUACAUUGCUUACUCGUUUAACUGCAGAGGGUACCAGGCAUGUAAUAGUGUUGAGUCAAUAUUAGCACAAGGCCUUUAAUUAGAUAAACGCACGAGUGUAUUAAUUGUGAAUAAUAUAAUGAAUUAAUUUGACAGUAGCUUUUUGAUACAUAACAGAGUUGUACCAAGGGCCUGAUCUACUAAGAUCCAAAUAACAAGUGUGCAAAUUAUAAAAUUAAAUGUACCGGUAUGCUUAGUGCACAGGUGUGAAACUUAACGCCCGGGGGCCAGAUCUUGCCCGCCACAUCAUUUUAUCUGGCCCGCAAACACCUGGAAAUGAUACGUGUCAAUAAAGUACUUCAUAUUUUCUCACUAAAUGUAAUUGUUUUUCAUUUUGACAGAAAAAAAAAAAAUGUACUGCUUGAAAUUGCAUACCUUUUAACUUUAAUAGUAUCCAAUAUUACAGUAUGUUAUAUUUUCCCAAAUAAAAAAUACUAAACUUUACA